AUGGAUGUCUUUCGUUCCGGUCUUAGUGGUGCCUUUAACGGCGGCGGCCUAGAACACCUGCUACAACAACAGCAGCAGCAGCAGCAACAAUUAACAAGCGCUACGACGACUGGCACGACUGUAGCCGGGACGGCGCCGUCCCGCAUGGUUGGCAGCGGGAAUGUGUCGGCACACACGACAGUGCACGUCACCACUUCAACGGAGGUGGACCCAUUUGACGAGAAACGCAUCGACGAAAUUCGUAGGACACUCCGCAUGUUGGAGGAUAUUGGACACGGGCGGCACAUCAUUAACUGGACGGAGUUGGUUGACCCAAGCCAGCCAGUGGAAUCCGCGAAGAAAAUCAGUGCUGCGUUGGCAAGGCCUACCACGGUUCCCGGUGCCAUCUCGAGCGUUGCAGAGUGCAUCACCACACCGGCUCACCUGUCGAUUGUAGCUCUCCUAGACCCGCCCUUUUUGGCAAAGGUGCGGGAUGCUGUAUUGCAGGACCUCCUCAACGCUCUGACGAUGGUGCAUGAGUCUAACCCCAUGCCAGUUUGCUCCGAGAUGUUGGUAGAGAUGGUAAAACUUAAUCUCGUAGUACUUCGUGGCGUGGCAUCGACGCUGGAGGCACUACUGAGUGAUCCCAAUAGUCGCCGAGCGGCCAUCGCAGCACUGGGAAAACUGGCGGAUCAGAAACGUGGAAAUGAGGUGUUUCUGGGGGCGAUGCAAAACCUGGAGCCCCUAGUGCGGAUGAUAGAUGAGCCGGAAUACGAGUACGACUGUCUCGCCAUUUCGCGCCUGUUAGGAUGGGGUGGUGCACACAGGGCAGCGUCGCUUGUGCCAGUGAAAAGAAUGGAUCACUCGUCCCCUGUGACUGCCAUGACAUAUUUUCGCCAGCGCGAUGAGCUUGUUUCCGCCACAUUUGACGGAACGGUGACUAUUUGGGGAACUCCACACCCGUCGACGGGGGAUGUAAAGGCAGCCGUGGCGCUGGAUCUCCCACAGUAUUGUGUGCCUGUAGCAAUGGACGGUCCUCCGCGAGGAAAUUACCUGCUCAUUGCUGGGAUGCCUUUUCCUGCUGUGAAUGUGCAGACCAUGGAACUUGAGAGAGGAAGCAUAAACUCUAAUGUUAUGAAUAACAGCUUCAACAGUAGCGGCAAGAAGCGAAGUUCAUUUGCGACAGUGUCCAGGGGACCCAUUGUGCGUUUGCUCACCUGCAAUGAGAGUACGGGGGCAUGGACAAGUGGAGAGACGAUAACGCGGAAAGAAAAUGUCACACUGACCACGGCGGCCGCCUUAGCAAGUUUUGUCGUGUGUACCGCGGAAAGUGGCCCCAGCGACAAGUUGUCUGAGUCCGGGCUUCAGCACGAUUUAGUUCUCCUCAAUGGACACACCUCUCAGUUUUUACGGCGGUUUGAGCGGGUCCAUGACGAUUAUACCACCAUCAUUCGCGCCGCGGAGGAUGGUGAUCGCAUCCUCUUCACAGGCUCACGUGACUCCGUUGUGAAAGUGUGGGACAUUCGUAGCGGCAACAAUCGCGCCGGUUUAACAACGGCCGCCACGAUGAGCGCUUUGGCGACGCCGUUACAUCGUCUGAAAGGCAACCACACAGACACCAUCACGGCAAUCCUGCCCCACCGUAAGGCCCUGUUGACAGCAUCCCUAGACGGUUCAUUCCUAGUGUGGGAUGCACGCCGCAUGACCGCACCGAUGCAUGAGGUGCGCCUGAAGGACCCAAUACUUGAUCUCGCACUUGCAGAUAGCGGAUAUGUUGUCAUAUCCACCGCGCGGGGGCUUAAGCUUUUCUCACUUGAGAGUCUUAAGGCACAUGAUAUCAUCCCUAACGUCGCUUUUACGCAACUUAAAGCAAAUAAUGACGGUAGUAUCAUUUUUGCUGCAGGCAAUAGCGGGGUCAGCAUAUAUGCGUUGCACCGAUAA
Messenger RNA from Trypanosoma cruzi, 1920 nucleotides. RefSeq lists its product as uncharacterized. Lineage: Eukaryota; Euglenozoa; Kinetoplastea; Trypanosomatida; Trypanosomatidae. Gene Ontology annotation, biological process: mRNA splicing, via spliceosome. Gene Ontology annotation, cellular component: catalytic step 2 spliceosome. Gene Ontology annotation, molecular function: protein binding. The record is from RefSeq and is a predicted model, not a curated record. Bases 1 to 1920 code for a protein of 639 amino acids. The transcript has a single exon.